GUGGAGUUUGUUUGAGCUCCGCCUCUAAACCUUUAACCCCCACAGAAACUAUCUGAACUAUUUAAGCACACACACACACACACACACACACCGAGAGAGAGAGAGAGAGAGAGAAAUGUGUGUGCGUGUGUGAUUUGAUUUCAGUGGAUCAUGGAGCAGCGCUCUGACCGCGGUGUGUCGGAGUCUCCUGGCCGCACGGAUGCGCUUCUAACACGGUUACUUUUGCUCCGGAGCGCCGCUGAACGGAACUAAAGCUGGAGGAUCGGAUCGGUACCGAUGGCUGAUCCUCUGCGGAGGACAAUUCUAGCCAAACUCAGGGGCAAGAAACCCAAAGGGAAAGACGCGAGCACCGCGAACCGGCCGAGAGAAGGUAAAGAAAAAGUUUCUCAGAUGCAAACAGAGAGAAUUUACAUAUCAAACGCGAUGAGGGCUGAGCAGAGCUGCGCGAACGCGGAUCCGGUUCCCCGGUGCGCCGGGGGUCCCGCUGAUCAAAGCGAACGGACCGAGCUGAAGCGCUUCCACACGCCGCGGGUCCGCGGAGACUCGAUCGGCUUCGGCGGCUGCGAUUUAAAACCCAAACGAGAGGCUUUAAAGCUAACAGAUGGUCAAGAUCUAAAGAAUAAUGAGCCAAAUGUUACAUUACUCGAGCAAAAGGCCGAGAAAAACAUUACGGGCGACUUUAGGAGCCCACAACCUCACGUGUUUGAUUAUAUAGACGCGGAAAGUGAUCUAAUUCAGGUUAUAGAGAGUUCUCUGGAGUAUCAUGGAGAUUUUAGGAUGCCCACGUUACAAAGUCCAACUUUUUUCCCCACUGAUCUGGAAAUAACAUUGGCCCCUGGGCUGAGAGACGGGGCCCCUCGACACCACUCAGUCGACAGUGAGGACGACGAUUAUUACGAUAACCAAAUUCUGCCCUUUUAUGAGUCGUACACUCAGUUGAACGACCGAAAUAAAAAUAUCGGUGAGCCAAUAUCGGCGUCGGGGUCAAACAAAACCGUGCAAGAAACAGACAGACUGAAGUCGCAACUAAAAGAGGCGUAUUAUUUGCUAAUAAACACAAUGCAUAACAUCAGUUUCGACGGUCAGGUUGAAGAUAACGGAUUUGUGGAUCAGGCCAGUAGCGCAAGUCAAUCCAACGAUAGUGUUAGCACAGGAAGCGACGCGUCGGAAGAACGUCGGAACGAUUCUGAUUCGCCGCUGUUUGCGUUUAUCGGACGAUGUGGGGUGGGAUUGACGGGGUCUUCGCAAAGCAGAAGCUUGCAGAAUAUUCGCAACAUGAAUCCCAAACCGACGCUCCAGCGGUCGGUGAGCGAUAGCAAGGUGAAGUACUCGUCAAAUCGCGAGGAAGAACCGCGAUCUGCGGUCGCAUCGGGACGCGUUGCGCAAAUGGCGAACCCUAUGGAAACCCUACCGACGCCUGUUUCGACGCGACAAUCCUGCGACGACGCAACGGUGCCCAAACAUCCUGGAGUCACCGUCAACAAGAUGCAAGAGUGGAUGCAGAAAGGUCGCGUGCUUUCGUCCGAAAUGAAGCAGAGGAUCGCUGGUUCUUCGCUGAGAGCCAAUCAUGUGAGGCCAAAAACGGUGCGACAGCAGACAGCAGUGAUGGAGUUCGUCUGUCAGCGUCAGACCCCAUUUAACCACAUCACCGUCUCUAAGAAACGCCAGUGGCUCCAGCAGAGCUCCGUCACAGCGCCCCCUGCAGCUGAGGAGGAGCAAACACAAACACACCCGCCAUCUGACUCACUUCUGACAGACAGAGAAGCGCGUCCUCGCCGCCUCCCGCUGUCCGCCGCUAAAGUCAAACACGGCCGAGUCCCGCGCCGGACCGACCCAGCCGAGGAGAACGACGCCGAUGACGAGGGGGAGAUCUGGUACAAUCCCAUCCCGGAGGAUGAGGAGGCCGAUCUGCUGCGCUGCGUUCCCGUCAUCAGAGUCCAGACGAGACGAGCGGAAGCAGACGAAAGACAGACGCAGGAGGAGAGCAGAGCCACAGAUCCUUCAGAGCAGUCCACUGGUGGACUUUCUCCCUCUUCUAGUCCCAACCCAGCUAAAAGGAGCACUACUAUGAACUGGUCUUUUCCUGAUAAAAUCAAGUCACCACGGACGGUCCGAAAACUCUCUAUGAAGAUGAAGAAACUGCCUGAUCUAAGUCGGAAGCUUAGUGUUAAAGGGAACCCAUCUAGCAAUGUGGCCAUCAGCAACAGCCAAUCAGAACCCAGGGCUCACUCGCCAAGAGCCAAUGGGAUGGCAGAGCUGGGCCAGUCCCAGUCCAGACUGUCCCCGGCAGGUGUGACGACUGCAUUGGCGAGUGGUAAUGUGAUUUGGUGGUACCAUUUGGACAGCAGUGUUUCUACACAGCACAACUUCGAUAAGAGGAGGAGCAACAGCGGUGGCAUUCCCAAAUCGGCCAGUAAGGGAGGUUACCUAAGCGAUGGAGACUCGCCCGAACUUGUGGCCAAGUCAGGAAAGCACGGAAACUCAGAAAGAAAGAACGGUAAAGCCCGGGACAGGGAUCCCAAUGGGAACGGUGGAAGUCAGAGGCUCCCUGGCACGGAGCUGGAUAUCGACGCCUUCCGUUCGUAUAGUUUCUCUGAGCAGCCAAAGUGCCUAACAUACAUCUCUGGACUAAUGAGUCUGCACUUCUAUGGCGCAGAGGACUUGAAACCACCGCGGGUUGAUUCCCGCGACGUCUACUGUGCAAUCCAGGUGGACUCUGUCAACAAAGCUCGUACGGCCUUGCUUACCUGUCGGACAGCCUUCCUGGGCAUGGACCACACCUUCAACAUUGAUUUGGAGAACGCUCAGCACCUCAAACUUGUCGUUUUCAGUUGGGAGUCCACACCACGAAGGAACCGGGUGUGCUGCCAUGGGACUGUGGUUCUCCCGGCCUUGUUUCGUGUACGUAAGACGCACCAGCUUGCUGUCCGCCUGGAACCACGUGGAAUGAUCUAUGUGAAGCUGAGCCUCAUGGAGCAGAGGCAGAACUCUCUUGAUGGCCAGGAGGGGGAUCACAAAAUGAAGGUGUUUGGCGUAGAGGCUCGGCGCGUGGUGGAACGGGAAGCUUCUGGAUUAAUGGUUCCACUACUCAUCGAGAAAUGCAUCUCUGAGAUCGAGAGGAGGGGUUGUCAGGUGGUGGGUCUGUAUCGUCUGUGCGGUUCGGCUGCGGUGAAGAAGGAGCUGCGGGAAGCGUUUGAGAGGGACAGUCACGCCGUCGAGCUCUCGGAAAACAACUACCCAGAUAUUAACGUCAUUACAGGCGUGUUGAAGGACUACCUCCGUGAGCUUCCUCAUCCUCUCAUCACCAAGCCGCUGUAUGAGUCUGUUCUGGACUCGAUGGCCAAGAGGCCGCUGCAGAUGGGAAGCGGCGGCUGUGAGAACGACUCGGCCGACUCGGAUCACGCUGUCGGUUUGCUGGAGUUCCUACCGGAGGUUGAGAAGGCGACCCUGCGGAAGCUUCUGGAUCACCUGAAGCGUGUGGCGUCCCAUCACGAGGUGAAUAAAAUGACCUGUCAGAACCUGGCGGUGUGUUUCGGGCCGGUUCUGCUCAGCCAGAGACAGGAGGCGUCCUGCCACGGGAACCGGGUCUUCAUCGACUCUGAGGAGCUGGCCAGCGCUCUGCACUUCAAGAAACACAUCGAGGUCCUUCAUUACCUGCUCCAGCUCUGGCCAGUUGUGGAUGCUCAGGGUAAAUCUUCAUCUCCGGUUCCUGCCUCGGUGGAGUCGCUUCCAGCAGUGACGGCUGCCGUAAGGAGGAGGAAAGAGCGUCCACAGGUGCUAAAUCUAACAGAGUCGGACAUGGCAGGCGUUUUGCGGCCCAGAGCUGGCCGUCUGGACAGUCCCAGUAACCGCUAUGCUGGGGACUGGAGUGGAUGCCGGGAAACGUACCUCAAACCGAGCUGCCCGGAGGAGGCAGACUAUGAUGACGUUCCCAGCGAAGAACCUUCGAACGCAGGACAGGAGGAACAGGAGGACUUAUCGAAGGGUACUACAGAUGUAGUCUCCGAACAAGAGUUGCCCGAGUUGGACCGGGCAGUGGAGAGAGUUGAGGAAAUGCAGAUAGAGGAGGAAGAGGAAGUGAGUGAGGAAGAGAAUACAGUAGUUUUGGACAAGCUACAAGUGGAGGAACCUCUUCCCACAAGCCCCUAUGAUGAGAUCCUCCCAGAGCACCGACCCAAAGAGCACACCUACCAGGCCUACAUGAAGAUCCAGGAGAUCAGCCCAGUCCUAAGCAACAGGGUCAACCUGCGGGACCUGCAGGAGAGCAUCGACACACUAAUCGGCAACCUGGAGAGGGAGCUCAACAAGAACAAGCUCAACAUAGGGUACUGACUUUUUACGAGGACAGACGAAAUAUGGUUGUGAUUCCCUAGAGACAUCAGCGCUAUGGAACGUUAUUGCUCCCAUGCAUACUUGGGAUGCAUGUACAAGAAGACAUUCCUCACUUCUGAUUUGUUUUCAUUUGUCUCCUGGUCUCCAUGUUGUUGAUCUCAUCAUUGUUUUUCUUCUUAUGAGAAGAACUCAUUGAACCCUGAGGGGUGCACCAGGUGCCUUCAUUGUGUUAAGGUGGUGCUUAUGACAGCGAGAGCUUUUUACUUUCUACGGAGGUACAAAACAUUACGAUACAAACCAAUGCACUUAUGGGGCCUGCUGUUAAAUGCACGGCCAGUUCAGGUACAGGUGUGAAGCCUUAUGGUGGGAUAACUAGGUACUACAGAUACAUCCUUAAACCAGGGGUACUCAGUCCUUCUCAUGGAGAUAUUGAAUUCCCUGCCCUUACCCCAACCCUAUGACCCCAGACCAUACAUCAAGGAUCUCAAACACAAAUUACCUAUUGUGGAGGUGGUGUUAGAUGGUUGUUUAAGAUCCCUGCACCCUACUCUCUAAACUCUGAAUGUUAUAUCCUAAACUUAACCCUCCAGCUCUAAUUAAACACACUUAAUCCAACUAAUCACUUAAAGAGGAGGUAGAUCACAAAGAAUGGAAUUGAGCACCUGACCCUGAACCCUACAUUAGGGGUCUUGAAUUCAAAUUACCUAGUGAGAUGGUCUUAGUUGGUAAUUUAGGAUCCCUUCACCCUACUCCCUAAACUUUAAAUGUUAUAUCUUAACCCUAUCCUAAACCUCACACCCUAACCAGGGGUGUUUGUUCCUCUUCCUGGAGAUCCAGCUUACUGUAGUCUUCAGUUCCCUCCAAUCACACUUGAACCAGCUAAUUAAGGUCCUGGGGUUCACUUAAAGAGGAGGAGGGUAGAUCACCAGGAGCAUGAUUAAGUACCCUAACCCCAACCCUAUGACCCUGAACAAUACAUCAGCUGUUUCGAAUACAAAUUAGCUAGUCAGGUGGUGUUAGCCAGUAGUUUGAGAUCCCUGCACCCUACUCCCUAAACUUUGAAUCUUAUAGCAUAACUCUAUUCUAAACCUUAACCCUUACUGGCGGUUUGUUCCUGCUCCUGGAGAUCUGGCUUCCUGUAGCCUCCAAACACACUUGAACCAGCUAAUCAAGGUCUUGGGGUUCACUUAAAGAGGAGGAUGGAUCACCAGAAGCAGGAUUGAACACCCCAACCCAACAACCCUAAAAUCUACAUAAUUAUCCGGUAGUUUGAGAUCCCUGCACCCUACUCCCUAAACUCCGAAUGUUAUAGCCUAACUCUAUCCUAAACCUUACACCCUUACCAGUGGGUUCGUUCCUGCUCCUGCAGAUCCAGCUUCCUGUUAUCUCCAAACACUCCACACCAGCUAAUUAAGGUCUUGAGCUUCAAUUAAAGAGGAGGGAAGGUAGAUCACCAGGAGCAGGCUUAAGUACCCUAACCCCAACCCUACAACCCUGAACCCCACAUCAGGGGUCUCGGAACACAAAUUACCUAGUGAAGUGGUGUUAGCCAAUAGUUUGAGGUCCUUGUACCCUGCUCCCUAAACUCUGAAUGUUAUAUCCUAACCCUGACCCUUAACCCUCACACCUAAACAAGGGAUGUCCAGUCCUGUUCCUGGAAGGCCACCUUCAGCUCCAGCUCUAAUCAGUCUUUAACUACUAUCUUUUAACAUUCAGGCAAAUGUGUUGAAGAUAAACUUUGCAUGAAGGUGGCUCUCCCAAGAGCAGUAUCGGACACCCAACACCCUUUCCAUUCAGGGAGCGACUAAAUGCUGCUGGUCUAGUUGAGGUUGUGGUCGUAUGAGAUUAAAACAGCGACUGUUUGAGUUUUUUCCUUGUAAAAAUUCUUCAACGAGCUAAACAAGCUAUGGACAGCUGAACAUGAAUAUGCUUGUAGUAAGUAGUAAAAAUAAAUAUUUAAUAAUAGUUAGGCAGAACUUUAAUGUAAGUUUUUGAGAAUUAAUUUUAAAAAGUAACUUAAAAUUGCUGACGUUUAUUUUGCUUUUGAUGUGCGCUCCCUAAACACAUACUGAAUGGGUAUAAUUUCACUUAAUAUUAAAAAGCAAUCUAAAUGGUAACCAUGGUAACACGAUGACUCCAUGACAACACUCAGCAGUCCAGGGAUACAAACUCAUCAGUAUUUGACAGACACAUGUAUGUAUGUAUGUAUGAAUAUAGUCGGAUUAUGUAUUUUCGAGGACAUACACUUCGGUUUGUGCAUAUUUAAAUGUUCGUCAGCUACCUUGUAGUAUUUGGCCUGUAGAUCAGCCUUAAAUAAAUAUAUACAGUAUAUAUAUAUAUUUUGUUGGAUCUAUGUAAUGAUAUAACCCACAGUCAGAACUGCGAGGGAUUCUGGAUAUUUUGUGGUCACGAAAGUGCAGGAAAUUUGAGCAUUGCAUGGUCAAGAGCUUUAUGGUCAAAAAUUAAGUGUUUCUCAGUGUCUCCUACAGCGGGAUGUAUUUAUGCGUGUAGAUAGAGAUUAUUUUAAUUACAGUGAAAUUCUGUUUUUCUCCAUUUGGCAGCUGCUCACGUUUAUGGCUCGGUUGUAAAUUUGCAGGUCUUGUGAAAGAAAGACUGAAUCUUUACACGAGCGGUUUGUUUUCUGAUUGUGCUUCUCGCCUGACAAUGCUACAGUCUUUGGUUGAAAAUCUCAUUUUAAAAGAUCUAAAUAAAGGACUUGUUACACAGCAAUAGAAAGUAGAAACCAAUGAAAUAAUUUGGGUUACAGGAGGUAAACCAGUUGUGUUCCCACCAAAUCUAGUCGUCUGGAGGUUUGUUUCUUAGUUGGGACGGUCACACUAGAUUUUAAGCAUGCAAAAGUAUUAACUUUUUUUGCAUUCGUUUUUUGCUAUAUAUAUAUAUAUAUAUAUAUAUAUAUAUAGGCAACAGGAUACGAUGUCAUGCAUACAGACUUCUCAUUUGAAUGCAUUAUAAAUAAUAAUAAUACAUUUAGGAUAUUAACUAUUCCAGUUUGUAGAUUUCAGUAUGCAUGUUUUUAAAUGUGUAUUGAUGUGAAUCUAGUGUGACCACACCUUUGGAGUGUUUGACCUGGUUUCUUAAAGUCUGAUUUAAGAUCAGAUUCCUGUCGUACAACGACUGAUCUACGGUCAGCAAGAAGGAAACUUGUGAGCUGCUUUGAUAAACAUUCCUGUUUUUCUCCUUUGUCUCUGCUGCGGUUUUUGUAAAAGUUUGGUUGUGCUUAAAUGAACGUACGACUAAAGCAGAUAUUCUUUGUACUGAUAUUGAGAAGUAUAUGAUCACAUUAAAGUUUAUGUUUCAUGCA
Messenger RNA from Onychostoma macrolepis, 7654 nucleotides. RefSeq names its product synapse defective 1, Rho GTPase, homolog 2 (C. elegans) (gene syde2). Gene Ontology annotation, biological process: signal transduction. Lineage: Eukaryota; Metazoa; Chordata; Actinopteri; Cypriniformes; Cyprinidae. The transcript is spliced from 8 exons. The coding region runs from base 277 to 4332 and encodes 1351 amino acids. The record is from RefSeq and is a predicted model, not a curated record.